AUGAGGAUGAAACUUCUCCUCAAAGUUCAUAAAGUAUGGGAGGUUGUGGAGAAUGAAUCAGACGCAGUGGACAAUAACGACAUGGCAACGGCGCUUCUGUUUCAGUCUGUUCCAGAAGCCCUAAUUCUGCAAGUCGGCGAGCUGGAGAGUGAAAAGAAGGUAUGGGAUGCCAUUAAGGAUAGAGAAGCAAGACUACAGACUCUUAUGGCUGAAUUUGAUAGUCUCAAGAUGAAGGAUAACAAAAUCAUUGAUGACUUUGUUGGGAAGUUAUCUGAAAUCUCGUCGAAAUCAGCUGCGUUAUGGGAAAACAUGGAAGAAAGUAAGCUUGUCAAGAAUUUUUUAAAGAGUCUACCAAGAAAGAAGUAUAUACACAUCGUUGCAUCACUCGAGCAACUCCUUGACCUAAAAACAACUAGCUUUGAAGAUAUCAUAGGCCGUUUAAAAACCUAUGAAGAACGUAUGCGAGAAGAAGAAGGAGAAAACGAAGACAAUAAUCAAAGCAAACUAAUGUACGCUAACAUGGAAACACAGUCAAACCGUGAUUACCAUGGCGAGUACAGAGGAAGAGGACGAGGCUAUUACAGAGGAAGGGGACGCGGUGGCAGAUCGUAUUGGGAUAGCAGGGAUCCGACCAAGGUUACAUGCUUCAGGUGUGACAAAAUAGGUCACUUUGCCGCCACUUGCCCCGACAGACUUCUCAAGUUGCAGGAGACACAAGAAACAAGAGAAGAUGAGACACAAAAAGCUGAUGGCUUAAUGAUGCACAAAGUAGUAUACCUCAAUGAACAAAACGUGCAACCUAAGGUGUUUGUGUCGAGCAUGGAUGGGGACAGAAUUUGGUAUCUUGAUAACGGCGCCAGCAAUCACAUGACAGGAAACAAAAACUACUUUAAAAGUAUUGAUGAAACCAUUACAGGGAAGGUGAGGUUUGGUGAUGAUUCAAGAAUCAACAUCGAAGGCAAGGGGUUCUAUCUUGUUCGUCACACAAACCGGAGAAAAGAAGCUACUAUCUAA
Brassica napus (rape) is the source of this 1014-nucleotide messenger RNA. RefSeq lists its product as uncharacterized. Lineage: Eukaryota; Viridiplantae; Streptophyta; Magnoliopsida; Brassicales; Brassicaceae. Gene Ontology annotation, molecular function: zinc ion binding; nucleic acid binding. The record is from RefSeq and is a predicted model, not a curated record. The coding region runs from base 1 to 1014 and encodes 337 amino acids. The transcript has a single exon.